AUGGCGGUCCACAGCUCGGUCGGCAGCACCAGGCCCGCCCGGUUGUCCGGCAAACCGCCCAAAUACAGGUCUCCUUCCAGGUCCAAGAUCUCAUUCUCCCCGCUGGCUGUGAAAGGGGUCCUGCGGCUGUUUACUGAGAUGAUGCCUGGCGGGGGGGGAGAGAAAAACUUGUCAGAACUGGAUUCCACGCCCGUCCCUCUGGAUGUCCACGUGGUGCCAGGCGCCAUCGUUGACUUUGGCCUGGGUGGCUUUGACUUUGAUGGUCCCGGAGCCCAUGUCCAACAGCAGGUACAGCCCGCCAUCCAGCAGCUCCACGGCGAAGAAGUCCACCUUGUUGUUCUUCUGGCCCUUGGCGUCCCGCCGGUUCUGGGGCUUACCGUGCGUGAAGAGGAUCAGCCCGUUGGGCUCGGAGGUGCGGAAGUCGAAGGAGAUGGAGCCCACCCGUUUGGUGUUCCAUUUGGGCAGCGCAAGGUAGGAGUCCGGGGUCUCGAAGUUGAUGGGGUCCAGGGUGGGUACGUCUUCACACUUGAAAACCACGUCCCCUUGGAGUUUCAUCUUUGGGUCCACUAUGCGGGCCAGGCGGGACAGCUCCAGCCGGAUAGAUGCCACUGCGUGUCCCAUCCACCCCUGCUGUCUGACAUAAGUCGCCAUCCGCAGCUGCAGUGCCGCCACGGGUGCCUCUGA
Molecule: messenger RNA, 684 nt
Organism: Menidia menidia (Atlantic silverside)
Lineage: Eukaryota; Metazoa; Chordata; Actinopteri; Atheriniformes; Atherinopsidae
Source: the annotation of a GenBank genome assembly